Messenger RNA from Mollisia scopiformis, 969 nucleotides. RefSeq names its product NAD(P)-binding protein. The record is from RefSeq and is a predicted model, not a curated record. Lineage: Eukaryota; Fungi; Ascomycota; Leotiomycetes; Helotiales; Mollisiaceae. The transcript has 2 exons. The coding region runs from base 1 to 969 and encodes 322 amino acids.
AUGGCUUCUAUAAAUUCCGAAACCAAGAGUUCAAUCUUCAUAACAGGCGGUAACGGCUCCCUAGGAUCCGCAAUCGCUCUCCAAAUAGCACGAUUCCGUCCUAAGAAAUACCACCUCAUCCUCACAGCUCGCAAAAUUACCGAUCCUCGAACCAUCAACGUAUCGUCCACACUAAAGACUCUCAACGCAUCUUUCGAAUUCCAAACCCUGGACCUUUCAUCUUUGGAUAGCAUUCGUUCCUUUGCUGCAACCAUAAGAGAACGUGUCAGCAGGAAUGACAUCCCCCGGUUUUCCGCUGGCGGAAUGGUUCUCUCUGCUGCGAUGAAUACUCUGCUGAAGGACACCAAGACGAAAGAUGGCUGGAAUGAGAUAUAUGGUAUCAAUGUCCUAGCUCAAAUCUUGUUGAUCAGAGAGCUGCUACCAGUACUGAACGGUGGUUUGGUAAUCAACAUUGCGAGUGCAGCACAUGCAAUGGCAGCUGCGAACUACUUCUCGAAUGAAACCAAGACCGAGAUAGGUGGCGAGCAUGCCGAAGAAAACUUGGGGCUAGGAGAUGCAAUGAAACGAUACGGAGCAAGUAAACUAUGGGUCAUCAUGGCAUCACAUGCGCUGCAGCGACGCUUGGAUGCUAAACCAAACAACGCGAUAAAAAUCGUGUCUCUAGACCCAGGCGGUAUGUCUGGGGACUCGAACCUGGGCUUAGAUCACUGGGUGCUGAACUCGCUUAAAGUUGUUCUUGGGUUCGUAAGGCCGGUGCUGGGAAGGUUGAAGAAGGAUGCUUUUAAUCCUCCAGAGGUGCCUGCUAAGGCUGUUGCUGAUUUGUUUGAGAUGGAGAGAGGAGGGUUGGGUGGGAAGUACUUUGUUCUUGAUGAUGAGGUGGAGAGUAGUGGGGCUAGUCUGGAAGUGAAGAGUCAGGAGGAAGCUUGGGGGAAGAUUUGUAGAGAUUUGGAGAUCGAGAGGGAGGUUUGA